This is a messenger RNA of Clunio marinus, 1679 nucleotides long. NCBI's taxonomy places the organism in Eukaryota, Metazoa, Arthropoda, Insecta, Diptera, Chironomidae. The record is from the annotation of a GenBank genome assembly.
GUUUGUAAACAAACAAAUUUGAUCACAGUUUUGAAGUUAAAAGUUAAAUGAAAUCAAAGUAAACAAAAAUUGAAAAAUCAAUCUAAUAACAACAUCAUUUGAUGUAACACUAAGUAGAUUUGGAAACGUAAAAGAGAUAUGAAGAAUCAAUGGACAAGGAACAACGUUUUGAAAAGGCUUUGGUUGCACUAAGCAACGGUUUCAAAAUACGUGAGACUUCUAGAAAGUAUGGUAUUCCAGAAUCGUCAUUACGAGGAAGAAUUCAUUCUAAAACUAGGGUCAUAGAAAACCUCUAUGAAUCUGAAGUAAGUGAUGAUGAUUACUUUAAAGGUGGAUGGUUAGAAAAUGCUGCAUCAAGUGACAGUCGAGAGAAAAACAAAGAUUCAAUAAGUUUGAAUGCCACAGUUCUCCUCAAUGACAUCUUCUCUGACUUCAAAAGUUUUGAUGAGAAAUGCUGUUUGUGCUUCAAAGCGUUCUCUAUUCUGCAAACCAGAGUUAAAGUCACUGAUGACAUUGCGAAAAUGAUUGACUCCUUAUUGCAAUUUCAAUUAAACGAAACAAACUCCGAAUUUAUGUGUUCGGAUUGUAUCUACAAACUGAAACACUUUCACCAAUUUAAAUCUAAAAUUAAAGAGAAACAAAAGUGUUUCGAGAAGUUUCGUAGCAUAAAAACUGUUGAAGGAAAUGAAAAUUUCUCAACGCCGUUUAACGAGCCUCUCAUCAAAAUUGAAGAAAUAAAAACUGAACCGGAACCGGAAAUUGUAUUUUCAGAGCUUUUGGUGAAGUUUGAUUCUUCACUCGAUGAAAUGGAAGUCAAAGAAGAAAUACAUGAAAUUUCAUCAGUAGAAAUUGCUCCCACAUUAAACAAGAUUGAAAAACAAACAAGAAAAGUGAGUUCAAAGAAACUUAAAAAGAAAGAGUUUCUUCCAGGACCAGAAUUUUUUCCUUGUGAAGUGUGUGGAAAAAUAUUCCAGCAAGGUAGAAGAAUGCGUGAACAUCAUAAAAGAAUACAUUUAAAAACUAAAGAACAUCAGUGUGACAUUUGUAAUAAAAAAUAUCUCAGUAAAUAUGAGGUUGCUGCUCAUGUAAUCAUGCAUAUUUCGAAAGAGCACAGAAAACAAAAUUAUCAAUGCGAUAUCUGUCAUAAAACAUAUACUCACAAAAAUUCAAUCAGAAUACACGUGAAAAAUUGUCGCUGGAGUAUUAAACGGAAAUCUGAGAGAGCUCAACGCGAAAAAAAGAAGAAACAUGAACGACCAAUUGCUUGUGAUAUUUGUGGCGUAUUUUGUAAUUCAAGAAAAGACUUUUACAAACAUGAGAGAAAACAUGCAGCGAAAACUGUUCCUUGCGACUUUCCUGGAUGUCAAAAGAAAUUCAAAUUUAAAAAUGAUGUAAGGUUGCACAAAAAAUUUCACUAUCCAGAACGAAGAAUUCCGUGUACUUAUCCAGAUUGUGAAAAGAAGUUUUACUCCAGACAGGACCACAAAAUACACAUUUCUGUUUUUCAUCAAAACCUUCGCCAAGUUUGCCCAGCAGGAAACGGAUGUAACUACGCUGUUGGAAGACGAGAUCAAAUGAGAAAUCAUUUGAAAAAGCACACAGAACUUUCUGCUGAAGAACUAGAUAAAUAUAUCAAAAUGUUACCAGGCAUGAAUCUGAAUGCAAAUAAAAGAAAAUAA